Clarias gariepinus (North African catfish) is the source of this 3559-nucleotide messenger RNA. RefSeq names its product protein phosphatase 1, regulatory (inhibitor) subunit 7 (gene ppp1r7). The transcript has 10 exons. NCBI's taxonomy places the organism in Eukaryota, Metazoa, Chordata, Actinopteri, Siluriformes, Clariidae. The record is from RefSeq and is a predicted model, not a curated record. The coding region runs from base 16 to 1053 and encodes 345 amino acids. Gene Ontology annotation, molecular function: protein binding.
GUCGCGAGGGGGAACAUGGCUACCCUGUCUGUUAGCGAGCCUCAGGAGAUGGAAGUCGACAGGAGGGCCGAGUCGGAGGAGUCCGGCGAUGACGAGACUAAGAGGAGGAGCGUCAAUGGAGACGUCGAAGACCUACAGAGAGCUUCCAUAGCUCCAGAAGAGCUUCCUGUCGAUAUGGACACCAUCACCCUCGACCCGAACGAGGAGGACGUGGAUCUGGUCCACUGUCGGAUCGGGAAGAUCGAGGGACUCGAGGUCCUGCAAAAAGCCAAGACGCUUUCUCUUAGACAAAACCUGAUUAAAAAGCUCGAGAACCUGGACAGCCUGGUGUCGCUGAGGGAGCUGGACCUGUACGACAACCAGAUCCGCAAACUGGAGAACCUGCAGGCUUUAACCGAGCUCGAGCAGCUGGACGUAUCCUUUAACCUCUUGAGGAAGAUCGAAGGUCUGGAGCGUCUGACCAAGAUAAAGAAGCUCUUCCUGCUGCACAACAAGAUCACGAACAUCGCUAACCUCGAACACCUCACUAGCCUUCACAUGCUGGAGCUCGGCUCCAACCGCAUCAGGGUCAUCGAGAACCUGGACGCACUCACCACACUGGACAGUCUGUUCCUUGGCACGAAUAAGAUCACGCAGCUGCAAAACCUGGACGGGCUCCACAACCUGACGGUCCUGAGCAUCCAGAGUAAUCGCAUCACCAAACUAGAGGGACUGCAGAACCUGGUGAACCUAAAGGAGCUCUACCUGAGUCACAACGGCAUCGAGGUCAUUGAAGGUCUCGAGAACAACAAAAGACUGACAACUCUGGACAUCGCAGCGAACAGGAUAAAGAAGAUCGAAAACAUCAGUCACCUCACAGAACUGCAGGAAUUUUGGAUGAAUGAUAAUCAGAUAGAGAACUGGAGCGACCUGGACGAGCUAAAGAAUGCUAAAGGAUUAGAGACGGUGUAUUUGGAACGCAACCCGCUGCAGAAAGACCCUCAGUACAGACGCAAGAUCAUGUUGGCGCUGCCCAGCGUGCGGCAGAUCGACGCCACAUUUAUCCGCUUCUGACCUCCACACACACACACACACACACACACACUUACUCACUCCUCUGGCUCCUUCCUGCUCUAGAUCAGUGUUUCCUAACCAUUAGUCAGAUUUACUCUCUCUCUCACCCCCACCCCCAACUUGCACACAUGCACCCGGCUUUUCCAUGCUCAUACGCAAACACCCUUUACUAACACACACACACACACACACAUGAGCUGUUCACUCACUGUCCAUUUCUAAAGCUUCUUCCAUUUUGGGUCAAAUUAGACACAGAUGAUGUGCAAGAGUAACCUUUAUAUACACACACACACACACACACACACACACACACACACACACCUAUCCCUAUGCUAAUGUUUAAUUUAAAAAGUAGGAAGACAGGAUGUUGAUGGUGAUCAGUGUUGAGACGCUUAAAAACAUGCAAUGUUUUAGAGUAAUAUCAGAUCAGAAACAAAAACAGCAAAAUUAUUAUUGUUAUUAUUAGCGUUCAUGUUUCUGCUCCAUUAUAUCAAGAUUGUGGUUAAAUUCUCCUUUGUCUCCUCAAGCUCGCGAAAUUCAUGUAACAGGACUUGGACUUGGGCGUUUGAUGAUUAAUCAUUAAUCCAUGUAAUUUAGUAUAAAAAAAAAUGAAGUCAUAUUAUCUCAAAAUUAAUCAGGUCACUCAAACUGAACCUGUACAUCCACCAUGUCUAAGCCACUGGAGCUCCGCCCACCAGGACAUGUGAUUGACUGAUCGUUUAGUCGUAAGAAAGAAACCAGUUUAAUUGAUUAUUACUUUUAAACAGUUUAACAGGACCGGACACGCCCACAAGAGAUCAAACAGCUUCACAGGGCACAUCUGUUCUUACUUCUAAACAGGAACUUGUAUCAGGAACCUUCUGCAGUUUCUCCAAGGGUUUCUGAACCUUAUUAAAAGCAGACUCCAGCUACUCUUUCAUGCACCUCAGUCUACAAAAAAUAAUAAUAAUAAUAGAAUAACUUUCUGGGCUUUUGAUGAACACUAUAAUUAUUUUCAGUAGCGUUUCCAUUUGAUCACAUGCUCUCUGAUAAGAUUUCAUGAUUUAAGCGUAUAAAGUGUAUGAAGCCGUGUGCAUGUGAUACACCAAACGAGAGUGUUUGUGUUUAAUUGUUCGUUUGAUCCCGCGUUACACACACUAGCUGCACAAGUCGCGUAGUAUCGCUUAAAAAUAAAAUAAAAAUACAGCCUUCGCACCGGAAUGAAUUUGGCAAAGUUCCUUCAUCACUGCUGUUUAUUUUUGAAGUCUUAAAAGUUAGAUUCCUUGGGCAUUCGGUUCGGUUUUGCGUCUUCCGGCUCCGAGUGAUUUUCUAAUGACGGUAUUUUAAAGCUACAAUCAGUAACAUAAAAUCUGCAGGUAGUUUGUGAUGUCAUACAGAUUUUUCCCUCGUAACACACUUACUGAUUGUUAAAACCAAAAUUCCUUUAUUAUCUUUAGUUUUAGCAUUAGCUGUUUAGUCCACCAAUGUCUCACUAAACCACCAUAUUCUGAUUGUUGCUAUGGUUACAUCACUUAUGCUGUUCUCGUCACCUCUUGUUUAAACAUUUUCAUGUCACGUGUAGUAGUCAUGAUUAGUUUAAUGGUUUUCUUGCUAGAGACAAACUUCGUUGCUGCUGUAUGUCCUCGUGGUCAUGGUUACAUUCCAGUAUAAUUGCUAGCAUGCUAAUAGCUAAUGAAUAAGGUUGAUUUAGCUAGUAGCGCUUUAGAACAAACAAAGUAAAGACGGAGUGGGGACAGAAAUGUUAAGGAACAAUCCAGAAGGUCAACAUUUACCUCAGAUCUAUUAAUAAACUAGUGACAAAUGCUUAGUUUAAAUACAGUUACAACCUGAUUGCUGUUAGUAUUAACCUCUAACUCAUGGAACUGAUUAGCAUUGCUGACACUCUUACAACAAAUUUAAACAAGAACAGCAAAAAAAAUCUAAUUUAAUUAAGGAAAUGUAAUCUUUAAUUUAAAAUAAAAAUAGAUUUUUUUACGAUACAGAUAAAAUUCCCACAACAUUGUUUGUUUAUUGAUUAUUUUUACCGUAAUCUUUAAGCUAGCUAUUUUUUGUUAUACAUACAGUACUAAAUACAACCAGAACAUUUACUCACUGCUUCCUAUUUAAUAAAAGUGUCAAAUAAGUAUUUAAAACAAUCGCAUACUGAUUGUAGCUUUAAAAUGAUAUCGUCCGAUCUAGUGCAGUGGUCUUGCAGUGGAGUCUUUCACAGACAUGGUGAAAUUUAUUUCAGUAAAUAGGUGUGCAGGAAUAAAAGUAACACAGCUAGCGGAGGAGUGUGAGCUGAAGAUUGGACGAUCGGAAAAGAAGACGCAUCAGAGUUCCUGCGUUAAGCUGCGGAAAUUCUGUCAUUUAGAACAUAUCGGUUUUAAUCACUAACUGUUUCUGUGUGCUGUUUCGACCUUUUAUUUUAUUAUUUUUUAUGAUUUUUUGUUUGUUUCACAACUGCUUGGUUGACUGUUUUAAGAUGAAUGUAAUAUAAAUGACAAUAAACUUAAUUUGAAAAAUG